Triticum urartu is the source of this 5312-nucleotide messenger RNA. NCBI's taxonomy places the organism in Eukaryota, Viridiplantae, Streptophyta, Magnoliopsida, Poales, Poaceae. The record is from RefSeq and is a predicted model, not a curated record.
ACCGGCAGCCCUCUAAGGGAUGAAAAAAAAAAUGCCUCCUCAAUGGCUGGAGAUGCUCUUAAUGGACACGGGCACACGGUCUUCUUCUUCGCCUCUAUAGACUCUGGAAUAUCCAUAUGGCCACCGCCGGCGCUGUCGUUGACCGGCUCCUACGCCGGCUGGCCUCCGACGCUCGCCGGUCGGAGCUACCCUCGGGCGUAGACGAGCACGUGGCGCAUCUGUGGCGAACUCUGGCGGGGUUGCAAGAUGUGCUGGUUAGUGUGGAGAGAUAUUUUAGGGUGCGUACGGAGGUGCAGGAUUGGAUGGCGAAGAUAAAUCAGAUUGUCUAUGACACUGAACAUCUCUUGGACGAGUUUGAAGACCAAAAUGGCAUCGGAUCUGAGAGGACCGGCUGUAUUACAAAGGCAACAUCAUUGUGUUCUUCAUGUCCAUUUUUCUUGUACGAUACCAGAGUGAAUAGAAUGAAGAUACUCAGAAAAAGGUUGGAUCUUUUAGCAAGAGAUUCUGUGGUUUUCAGUUUGAUGCAGCACCCAAAGUCUGAUCUUGAGCAAUCUGAUAUCCAAGAAGAGUUCUAUAGAGCUGCAAUUGUUGGAAGAGAUAGUGACAAAGAAAAAAUAAAGGAAUUAAUGUUGGAAAAUAAUACAGAAACAUUGUCCAUCAUUCCCAUAGUUGGCCUUGUUGGUUUGGGGAAAACAGCUCUUGCCAGAUUAAUUUUCCAUGACCAGGGAGAAGGGUGGAAUUUAGAUCUUCGUAUUUGGAUCGACUUAAAUAGGAAAUUUGAACUUAAAAACAUUGCUGCUGAUAUAAUCACACAAGCUAAUGGAACAAAAGAAGGACCCUCAGAAAUCAAUACCAACAUUCAGAUCCAUGAAAAUCUCCAAUUGCUAAAGAAUCGUUUGCAGAAGACACUUCAUGACAAACGUUGUCUAAUUGUCUUGGAUGACCUUUGUAGCAUAGAUAAAAGCCAGUUGGAUGAACUGAAGGAAAUGCUCAGGCGUACGAACAAGUGGAUCAAGGUUUUGGUGACCACUUCCAGUGAAAUAACUGCAGAGCUAAUGCACACCUUCCCACCGUACGAGUUGUUUCCAUUGUCUGAAGAUGACUGUUGGGAAAUAUUUUCUGAAAAAGCUUUUGGGGAUGGAGGUACUGUUAGUGCAUGCCUGAAGAAAAUUGGGAAGCAAAUUGUGAAAAGAUGUGAUGGAAUACCAUCUUUAGCUCAUUUUCUUGGUUCAGUAGUGCACAAUCAAGUCAUGGAUGUCUGGUUAGCAGCAAGGGAUGAACCAAUAUGGAAAUUAGAGAGCACAUAUUCCAUGAAAGUUAAAGUGUUUUCAUCACUGAAUCAAAUAUACUAUGACAUGCCCUCAGCGCUGAAACUAUGCUUUCUAUAUUUAUCAGUAUUUCCUAAGGGAUCUAUUAUUGAUAAAGAAAAACUUAUCAGACAGUGGAUUGCGCUUGAUAUUAUUGGAUCAAAACAUGGAACUUUGCCAUCCUAUGUGCAGGCGGAGAUGUACAUUCAGGACCUUCUGUCAAUACAUUUCCUCCAAGUCAGGAAGACACAUUCAGUUAAUGGAAUGGAGAUCAGUACAUCUCCUACAACACUCUACAUGCAUAACUUCGUCCAUGAAUUUGCAAGGCAUGUUGCUUGCAAUGAUAUUAUUAUUUUGGGUGAUAGAGAAAUGAAUGAUAAUGCAAAAGAGCUCUCCUUCCAAUAUGCAUUGUUGACCCAUUACAAAGGGCGAUCAACACUUUGCAGUGCAUUGCUCACAAGGGCAAGGGCAUUACACUUCCUGAAUGCUGAGGCUAUAAAGCUCCAUGGAGAAGCAUUUGAAUUACUGAAGCAUCUGCGUGUUUUGAAUCUCAGUGGAAGCUGCAUUGAAGAAAUACCUGCUUCCAUUGGCCAUUUGAAACAUCUAAGAUACCUUGAUAUUUCUGGCUUGAAAGUUCAGACAUUACCUUCUUCCAUGAGUACGUUGAUAAAUCUUGAGGCGUUGGAUCUAUCAAAUACUUCUCUCAAGGAAUUGCCCUCUUUCAUUGGUUCUUUAGAGAAGCUAAAAUAUUUGAACCUGCAAGGCUGUGACAUACUUCAAAACUUGCCUGCAACCCUUGGUCAUCUCCAAACACUAGAGCAUCUUAGGCUGUCAUGUCGUUAUGAUGUUGGUGAGCUAGCUGACUCUCUCUGCAAUCUUCAGGAUCUUCGGUUUAUUGAUUUGUCAAGCUGCACUGAGCUUCCACAGUUGCCUCCUUCAUUUGGUAAUUUAAUGAAAUUGGAGGAUCUAAACCUGUCUAGUUGCUUCAACCUCAAGCAGCUACCAGAAUCUUUUGGCAACCUCUAUCUUCUUAGGUCUCUGAACAUGUCAAGCUGCUAUGAGCUCAAACAAUUGCCUGGAUCUUUUUGCAAUCUCGUCAAGUUGGAAGUCCUUAUACUUAGGAGAUGUUGCAGACUUCAAAACCUCCCUCCGUCCUUUGGGGAUAUCAAGAACCUUCGAAUUUUGGAUCUAACUGGCUGCGAGGCACUUCAUGUAAGUGUUGGGAUGUUAACAACCAAUUUGGAGUAUCUGAACCUACAGCAAUGUCUUAAGCUGCCGACUCGGCCUAACUGUUUAAAUAACUUCACUGGACUGAAGUUUUUGGAUCUCUCAUGGUGCCUCCCUACCAUUGACUGUCUGCAAUCUCUUGGCUACUUGUUCAAUCUUGAAUAUCUGAACUUGUCGCAAAAUCCUCUCGUCAUACCUGUGUCUUUUGUGAGGCUUCAGAAGCUGCAUACGUUGGACCUCACUGGUUGUGCUCUUGAGCAUCCAUCCCAUAGUUUACCUCAGAUGUUCCUAGAUAUCAUACAUAAAAUGACAGGACUGAAAUUUCUGUUGACGAAAGAUCCGUUGAUAGUGGCCUGUCUUCCACCAUACAUCCGGUGCUCUGUUAGGAUUGCUGAAAACUGGCACAUAACUACCGACGAGCUUGUUAUUCCAGACCUCACAAGAGGGUCCAGGGGCUUAACUAUUGCAGAGAGAGCAAAUCUGAAGAAUCGUCCAGAGCUACGUUUCCUUAAGCUGGAGUGGACUAAUACUUCUCAUCCAGCUGUGCGUGGAGUAGAUGAAGAUUUAGGUGAAGAAGUUCUGGAAAAGCUCCAACCACACCAGGGUUUAGAGCAUUUUGAGCUAGUUGGGUAUUCAGGAUUUGCAUGGCCUACAUGGAUGAUGAACAACAUGGUGACUUUACUCCCCAACCUUGUCAGACUCCAUCUGCUCUGGCUUGGAAACUGUAAAGAUCUUCCUCCACUGGGCCAGCUCAUAAAUUUGCGGCACUUGCAUAUAGAAGAUAUGCCUAACCUUGUAAAUCUAGGUAUGGGUCUUUCUGGGGGCACACACCCCUUCAAGAAAUUAAUACACCUCAAAUUGGAAAAUUUACUAAACCUAGAAGAGUUGCCUAUACUGUUGUUGACGAACAAUGGGAAUCAGCAGUUCAUGUUCCCUGCUCUUGAGGAAUUGUCCGUGCUAUCCUGCCCUAAUCUCAUGUUCAAACCAUCUCUGCCAAAGUGUCGGAAAUAUGGAAUAAAAGAUAGUAACAGGAUUCUGUCAUGUGGGGAACCUUUGGGGCCACUGUCAUCUCCGUCACCAGCAAACAUAAUGAUUACUGGGUGCAGGAUAUCUUCCAGUUGCUUGCAAUGGCUUGAAUCCUUGCAUACUAUCGAGAAAAUAGUAAUUGAUGCAUGUGUGGGGGAUGAUCGGGAAGCAGUAAUCUCUUUGAAGCUCCUGGAGGUAAAAUGCACUCAAGAAUCAUCCAGUAGCAAGAUUCGGAAUGAAAAAACAAAUCAAAGUUCAUCUGGGACAAGGAUUUUAAAUGAAUUGACCACUCAGGAUGAUGCCUAUACGAAUACUCGCCAUGUUGUGGAUGUGGACUCAUUGGGCUGGCAAUCCGCCGGUGAAUCAUCCUUGGUAUCUUUACAGAAAAACCCAGCCACAACAGGCCUUGGUACCUCAAUAAUCCGGAAACUUUUCCCGAAGUUUAAUACCAGUCCGGGACAAUCAGGUUAGCACAUAAAUAUUUGCCACUCUAGACUGAACAGAAAACCUAUGUGUCAACUCAGGUUACUGCAUUUUAUUUGUCAUUCUAGACUGAACAUAUAUUUGUUGUGACAUUAAGUUGUUUUCGUGUGUAUAAAUGACACUUCUGCAUAAGGAAAGAAUACUCCUGUUUGUGGUUAGGUAUGUUUCUGGGCUAAUAUUUAUGCCGUGUCACAACAAAAGACUGCAUAGACGCUCCACACAAUAAAAGUAAGAGCAUCCUGUUCUUCUAUAUCAUUAUACUUAGUAAUUCUAAUGUAUAACUAAAAGUAGUAAUGGCCAAAGCUGUGUAUUGUUUGACCACGUUGAUGUCUGAUACGACAAGUAGAAGAGAAGAGAAGCAUUUAGUUAUUUUCAAAAACCGAAUGGUUUAAUUGGAUCGAAGCUUAUGAAUCAGAUUAAGUAUGCAUUGAUCGGUGGAGAUAUAUGCAUAAUUAUUCUCAAGGGAUAAAACAAUGCUUUAGAUUCUUUUAAGUGCUAUUAGAUGGCUUUCUUUUGUGGCUUGUUGAAGUAUGACAGAAUGUUGUGCCUUCAUUAAACGUUAUUGCAGCUUAAAAACAUUAACGUCCUAUGGAUGCUUCGAGAAGAAAGCUUUGUGUUUUCUCGAAAAAAAAGCAUUAACUUUUAGGAAUAGCAAAUUGAUCAAUUCCAUGAGCUCAAGGCCAAUAUAUAUACAUGUACAUGGGAAGAGAUAAGUAGGAAUUCUAAUACAAAAGGAAAUACAAAUAAGUGUCCUACUACAAAACAUACAUCUCUAAUAUUUGAAACCACAGCACUGCAAACUUUUAACUAGGUGACACAUACAGCCAGUGGCAUUUUUUAAAAACUGCUGACUGUAGGUGCAUGGGUCCAACUUUCCCUAAUAUUUUUUUCUCGAACACACAUCAAAUGCAUGUCAUUUUGUAUUAGAAGAAAGCGCCGAAAUAGCGCAAAUACUAAAGCAACAAGAAGAAACAGAGAAAAGGCCAAAAGGCACAAAAAAACUGUACAGGAAGGGCUGAAGCAACUAGAAAACCAGGUCAGGGGGGCGGGCAUGCAGCGGCAGCUGCCUCAAUGCUUUUGCGCCAGCGAGCAUUCAGCACAGUUCGAUUACCAAUCUUUUUGCUGUGGCUCACCUUCUAUGUUCAUGUACUCUACCAGACUACUAUGUUGAGAAGCAAACAAGGGUACAUCUGGAAGUCUUAUUUGUGAAAUUAUUUUGGAAGCGGAAACAUUAGGAAGAAUUUACUUUGUUUGACUGUUGUGCUUAAC